AAAAAUAAGAACAAAAAUGAUUACAGUUAUCAUUUUAAUUCUCCAUUGUUUUGAGCAUGUUUGCACGAGUGUGCAAAUGGCUAAUGAACGGAACUACACAUUGCAAGCACUAUGUCUCGCCGUCUGGCUGCCAUUUCUGCCAGGUGGAACAGUUUAGAUAAGAAAGAAAGAACACAGCGAGUUGGGGGCUUUUCCUCAGCAACGCUUGGCGAGCAUCCAAGGAGGUGCAAAGAGCAACACACCAAUGGGUUCACGCCACAACGACACACAGCUGAUCGUGAACCAAACAGGAAAAGAAAACAGAAUGCACUUGGUGACCAAGGCAGGUGAAAAUAGCACACAGAUAGUGAACCAAAAAGAAAGGGAAAACGGAGUACAGUUAGUGACGAAGAAAGAAGGAGAAGACAGCACAGAGAAUAUAAUACACAACAAGAAAGGAGGAGACAGGGAACGGCGAGUGAACAAAGGAGAAGGACAAAUCAGCACACCGCUGGUGAACGAGGAAGAAAGAGAAGACAGCACUAAGUUACUGCAAGAACACGCAGAACGAUUUGUAAGACUUAUCUUAGAAGUGGCCUCCAACAGGCUGAAAGAACGACACAAAUCCAAAUCACGUGAUAUACACGUUGAAAGUGAUAAUGAUACUGAUACAAGAGUUCUUAAACCGCUUAAAGAGACACCAGUAUCUGCAGAAGACAACGUUGACAGCCUCCUGGACUUUACCUUGUACGAAGUCUCUGACCAACUCACGCCAGAGCAGUGGCUCAUGAUGCUUGUUCCAGGGCUUGCUAGGGCGUUCAGAACCAAACUGCAGUCAGCUCCAAGAGACGUGACGUCAGCUGCAAACAUGAACGAUGACGAGCUCGAGGCCAUCAUUUCCUACAAAAUCAGUAAGCUUCUAGCAGAAUCACCCAUCGGGGACGGAAAAGUCUCUUCUCAGACUUCGAAAAUAUUUCAAGACGGAGAAACGUCCCCUGCUGUAGGCCAUAUGGAUGAAACAGAACGGGACGACUCGGUAUGUUUGUUCUUUUGUGCGGAGUUAGAAAGCGGUCACCCUCCACCACAGAACACGACACAGACCGCGGACAGUAGAGAACAUGAAUCUUGGCAACAGAUAAUUACCAAUAGAAGUCAGACCAUGUAUGAUGGAGUAUCCUUUUUACUUUCGAACCAAACGCCAAGUCAACCACCAGAUGGCAAACCAAAUCGUUCUGGCAAAUUGAUGAAGGGGCUCUAUCCCCAAGACUAUGGCGGAAAAGACGUCACGGAAAAGACAGACAGUGGAGUUGCCACGGAGUCAGCCUGGGUGGAUCACAACGACAUUGAGUUUGGAUCCCUUAGCCUCAACAUGACAAUGAAAAUUUGGCAAGAUGCUGACAGCAGUAAAAGACUCAAAGAACCAAUAGGCACCUCGUCUGAAAACCAAUCUCCACGGACAUCCCCUCAACUAGAUAAAGAGUUUGAUGACUGGGCCAGCUACAUUAUCAUUCCCCCAAAAGACAGCUUAUUAAAUAUCACUCCGCGGGGGACGCCCAGAAAGCAGUCCGGGUCUUCUAGUGCUGCUGAUGUGAGAACAUCAAGGCGUGGCAAGUUACUGCGGCCAGCGCCGUUCCUGCCGUACUUAGACCACGGUGAAUAUCAACCUUUCUCACAGUCACAGUCACUGUGUCCCGGGCUGAUACAUACCAACUUCCCGUACGCAUGGGGGACUCCUCAACAUCCGCUGGAGGAGAAAACUUUGCUCCAUGAUACUGUCUGCCCUCCAGCUCCCCCAUUCCCUCCCUCGCAAUUGAUGAUCAACUCGUGGCUCACUUUGAAUCGGUAUUAUAAUCGAUCACCUUCUUCAAAACCAGAGAAGUCUUUCGGAUUUUCAGAGAACAAAGAAUACCGCAUAAACAGAUAAAACAAAUUUA
Molecule: messenger RNA, 1913 nt
Organism: Aplysia californica (California sea hare)
Lineage: Eukaryota; Metazoa; Mollusca; Gastropoda; Aplysiida; Aplysiidae
Exons: 3
Coding region: 245-1903 (552 amino acids)
Source: RefSeq, a predicted model, not a curated record